Molecule: messenger RNA, 1523 nt
Organism: Erigeron canadensis
Lineage: Eukaryota; Viridiplantae; Streptophyta; Magnoliopsida; Asterales; Asteraceae
Exons: 12
Coding region: 24-1295 (423 amino acids)
Cellular component (GO): chloroplast
Source: RefSeq, a predicted model, not a curated record
ACCCAUUUGUUUUUUCAGCAACAAUGGGGAAAGGCACUGAUAAGUUUGUAAAGAAUACAAAACAAUUAUUUGACAAUAAUUUGAAAUUCUUGAAUAGGCAUUUAGGAGAACCAUUAUCUCAUUUAAUUGAUAUUCCUGUUAAAAUUGUACUUGCCCCUUUCACUAUUGUUAAUCAUCUUUCUGGGUCUGCUCCACGUGGCUUUGGUGUCCCUGAAUUCAUUUCCAAAGUUUCUUAUUCUGCUAUCUUUGCGGUUGCGGCACUUGGGACUUGUGAUAUUGCACUUGAGUUGGGGAAAAAAGUUAUAUGUCAAAGGAAUUGUCAGACUUGCAGCGGAUGGAAUGCGUUACGGUGUACAAUGUGCAGAGGCACUGGGAAGGUUAAGUACCAGGUGAAAAACUAUACACUAAGAAGUGGAGAGAAAGCAACAGCAGAGACCAUUGCUGCUGCCAUUGCCGAGAAUAGAGCAGAGCUUGUACAUCUUCCAGCCACUUUGGAUCUUAAUGUUCCAUUGCCUUCAAAAGACUGUGACACCUGUGACGGAACCGGUGUGAUGAAAUGCCCCGAGUGCAAGGAUAAAUUACAAAUCAGGAUAUCCGCCGACGACAUUAUCGAGCCUCCAUGGAAAGCAUAUAAUAUAAUGAAAAAAAUGGACUACCCUUACGAGCAUAUUAUUGACAGCAUGAAAGACCCCAGCAUUGCUGCUUUUUGGUUGAUUACAAUGCCUCAGAUCAUGGGAGGAUUUGAAUAUGAUGACGAAGUCAAACAGAAAAUUUGGUGGCAAUACAAGGAAAAUAUGCGAUAUGAUCAACUUCGGGAUGCCGUGGCUAAGAGAAAACCUGGAUGGGAGUACUUGCAAGAAGGCUUGAUCUCAAUGGAUCCUGAACGUGCCAGGAAUGAUCCAGUGGUAGUGAAGAACAUCCCUUACUACAAAGCAAAAAGUGCAUUAGAGGCGGAAGUCAUGAAACUCAAUCCGCCACCACGACCUCAAAACUGGGGGGACCUAGAGGUUCCACUAAAUGCAUCCGCAUGGAGCGAGGAAGACCUAAAGGAUCCUAAAAAGUUGUACGAAAUGACAAUUCUUCUGAAUGCCCAAAGGGAAAUCGCAGAAAAGAUUUUGGAUGAUCAAUGGGAAACAAAAUGGCGCCAAGAAAAGUUGAACAAGUUGAUGGAAGAGAAGCUACAACCAUACAUUCAGAAUAUUGAUGAUGGUGUUCUUCCUCAGCCAAUACUAGCAAUCCCCCAGAAAAAUGAUCAGAAGAGGACUCGUCGACCAAGAAGAUGGUGGUUUUUUUGAUGACGAGAGCUGUGAACCUACUGUUAUCAAAAGAUAUGGGAGCUAGGUAGUUGAGUAAUGUUGUAGUGUUUAGUCGGCCAAGUGCGGAUUGAACUGGUUAUUAUCACGAGAUAUAAAAUACAUGUACCUUAGACAGUGAAAUGUAAGUUAACAUCUGAUUACUUGAAAUUUUGGUUAAAUGAUAAUCAGUUAUUUGAGCCAUCAAAUUUGUGGCUUUUGGUUACCAAA